UGUUGUCAUCUGCGUUCUUUAAUUUAGUGUGUUUAACAUUGGGUGUGCUGUUGUGGCGUCGACAAUGCAGACAAUGCGCCUCUAACAGUAGUUUUUUCUUCAAUUCUCCAUAUGUUGGAGCUAAGUAACUCAUUUGUCGAGAACAAUCGAUAGAGGUAAGCGUUAAGUAGUCCAAAAAAACCGAACAUUUUGUCUGAAAUACGAAGGCCGGCUCCGAAGCUUUUAAGCUAACGCCUAACGUUAGCUAUGGAGGAGAAGAAGGAGGAGGGAGAGGCUGAAAUUCAGGAGCACGGCCCCGAGCACUGGUUCUCCAAAUGGGAGCGGCAGUGUUUAGCCGAGGCUGAACAGGAUACUCCAAACGAAGAGGAGACGGAACAAAGUCAGCAAAAGUUGUGGCACCUUUUCCAAAACUCUGCCACUGCUGUGGCGCAGCUGUAUAAAGAUCGAGUAUGUCAGCAACAAGGUCUCUCCAUGUGGGUUCCCUUCCAGAACGCUGCCACAGCCGUCACUAACCUGUACAAAGAGAGUAUGGACGCUCACCAGCGGAGCUAUGACCUGGGCAUCCACUUAGGCCACCAGCGGAGAAAUAAAGAGGUGAUAGCAUGGGUUAAGAAACGACGAAGAACUAUCAGAAGAGAGGACCUUAUUAGCUUUCUAUGUGGCAAAGCUCCACCUCCACGAACCGCUCGCGCCCCGCCAAGAGUCGCCAUGGUGUCUUCAAGCCGAUCAUCUCCCACAGAGACUGACAGUUCUGUCGAGACCGACUUGCAGCCCUUCAGAGAGGCCAUAGCCCUGCACGGUCUUAGUGGUGCCAUGGCAAGCAUUUCCGUGCGCUCUGGUCCUCCCGGCUCCCCGACUCACCCCGCUCAGCCCCUCAGUCGUCGUAGAAAUGGCCUUCAUGAUGUGGACCUCAACACCUUUAUUGCUGAGGAAAUGGCACUUCAUUUAGAUUCUGCUGCCAAUCGUAAACGAGUGUCUGCACCUUGUAGCGACGUCAUAACAGACUCACCCACUCAUAAACGUAACAGGAUGCUCUGAACUUUUUUCACUAUUAACUCCUCUGUCCUCUCGUCGAUGGCCGAUUGGACAUGUGAUGGGAGACUGUUGCCUUGGCCAGCCACAAAAUCCUCUUUCUUAGUUGCAAUGCUAUAGUUAAACAUGUGACUAUUACCAGACUGCGUAGUUAACUCAUCCUUUGUUUUCUCACCUUCUACUUCCGCCUCAAAAGAAAAUUAGUCUCAUUUUCAAAGUUGAGUUGUCUAAAGUAUUUCUUUCUCCGCUCAGUUGGUCUGACAAAGAAGCACAGCCUUAAAAUGAAAUCUUUAAAAUAGAUUUGAUUUUUAAAUCAACUUCACAUUUAUGAACUGAAAGCAUUAGACAUUUCUCUUCUGUUUGUAGUUCUUUCUGCCCCCAAGAAAGCUUCUUUUUUUUUCUUUUUUGUGGAGUGUGGGUCAAACUAAACUGAAGUCUUACCCGAUGAGGAGACUGAACUCUUUCUGCUGUUUGGCUUGAUUGAAAAACACUUGUGUGUUUUCUUCUGUGGCUUUUGUGUGUUUGCAUAUCUGACAUUGAACUGCCACUUAAUGUGUCUUAUAGGUCUUUUUGCCUUUGAGGCUGCUACUGUGUAAACUAGUUGAUGUGCAACAGGAAGUGCGUGUGUGUGUGUGUGCGUGCGUGCAUGCGUGCGUGAUUGUUUCCUCUUUCACUAAAACUCACUCCUACCUUUAUUUGCUUUUUUGCAGACCAAACCAGGGUUUUAUCACAAAGCAGCUCAGUUCAGAUUAUACAAAAGAGAAGAGUAGUGUGAUGUUUGUAGCUAAAUUUGAAUUUAAAAAAGUACUUUAAUUUUUGUUUCUAUUUCAAAGCCACACUAAUUCAUCUUUUUGAGUUUAUACAUUUCCCUUAAGUCAGCACUAAUGUUUACAUUUGACCUAACCAUAGAAAAAAAACCUCCUCCAUCCCCAUCGUUGUACGUUUCUUGAUUUUAAAAAGUAAAGGAAACAAAAAAAAGCUCCUGCUAUAACAGCUUUAAACUUAGAGAAUUACAGUGGCCAACCAAAUGUCUGUGAACUUAUAAAGGCCGAUGGCUGUGAGAUAAUCUUUCGCCGGGUUAUACAUUAUUGGGUGUAUUAGUUUAGCAAAACCUGAUUUUGCUCACUUUGCACACUGCUUUGUGAUAUAAUCUUGUGUAUUGUAAAUAAUGUGGGUGCUGUUAUGUAGUACAUAUUGUAAAAAGAAGUGUUAAUUCAUCAGGAUGUCCUUGUAUAGUAAUGAUUCUGACAAUAAAGAUAAUACAAAUACCUGUGG
Molecule: messenger RNA, 2307 nt
Organism: Oryzias melastigma (Indian medaka)
Lineage: Eukaryota; Metazoa; Chordata; Actinopteri; Beloniformes; Adrianichthyidae
Gene: hapstr1b
Product: UPF0472 protein C16orf72 homolog
Exons: 4
Coding region: 247-1038 (263 amino acids)
Source: RefSeq, a predicted model, not a curated record